Messenger RNA from Propithecus coquereli (Coquerel's sifaka), 1869 nucleotides. It is a transcript of the gene NXPE1, whose product is annotated as neurexophilin and PC-esterase domain family, member 1. The coding region runs from base 96 to 1658 and encodes 520 amino acids. The record is from RefSeq and is a predicted model, not a curated record. NCBI's taxonomy places the organism in Eukaryota, Metazoa, Chordata, Mammalia, Primates, Indriidae. The transcript has 7 exons.
AGAGAAAAACAAGUUUUACACAGCCACAAGAGCCAGUUAAGGACUCACAAGUACUGUUCCAACUAUCCAGGUGGAAGAGAUCAUUAAAACAGGUGAUGCCUGACACCUAUUGGCUUUGGUCUACUCUAAACUUAUCCAUCUCUCUCUGUCACUGGAACACCUCCACGAAGUCCUCAUUCCCCAAAACACCAGUGAGUCCGUUAAAGCCACCAUCAGAGACUGAGCUGAGAAUAAAGGCAAUCGUGGAGAAACUAGACCAGCAGAUCCCACCCAGACCUUUCACCCACGAGAACACCACCACCAGCGCCGUACACAGCACAGCCAGCAUCCUCAACCCUCAACACACCUACUGCAGGGGGGACCAGCUGCACAUCCUGCUGGAGGUGAGGGACCACUUGGGAUGCAGGAAGCAAUAUGGCGGGGAUUUCCUGAGGGCCAGGAUGUCCUCCCCAACCCUGAAGGCAGGCGCUGCGGGUAAGGUGACCGACUUCAACAAUGGCACCUACCUUGUCAGCUUCACUCUGUUCUGGGAGGGCCGAGUCUUCCUGUCUCUCCUGCUCAUCCACCCCAGUGAGGGGGUGUCGGCUCUCUGGAGGGCAAGGAACCAAGGCUAUGAUAAAGUUAUUUUCAAAGGUAAAUUUGUUAAUGUGACCUCCUAUGUCUUCACUGAAUGUGGCCUGACCCUAAAUUCAAGUGCUGAACUCUGUAAAUACCUGGACGAUAGAGACCAAGAAGCCUUCUACUGUGUGAAGCCUCAACACUUGCCCUGUGAGGCCCUGACCCACAUGACCACCAGGAAUCGAGAAAUUUCUUAUCUUACUGUCCAGGAAAAAGGCCUUUUUCACAGGUCCAAAGUGGGAGCUGAAAUGAUGAAAGACCUAAAACACAUUGAUGUCUCCCGAUGUAACAAGAGUGAAAAGAUGACAGCGAAAUGCCAAGUUGGAAUGAAGACUCCUGUCCCUGGUGGCUAUACUUUAAAAGGAAGGUGGAUAACAACAUUUUGCAACCAGAUUCAGUUAGACACAAUUAAGAUAAAUGACUGUUUGAAAGGAAAACUCAUUUACCUCCUGGGAGACUCUACACUGCGUCAGUGGAUCUACUACUUACCCAAAGUUGUAAAAACACUAAAAUUUUUUGAUCUUCAUGAAACCGGAAUGUUUAAGAAACAUGUGCUUCUGGAUGCAGAAAGACACACUCAGAUUCAGUGGAAAAAACACAGCUAUCCUUUUGUCACUUUUCAACUCUACUCUCUGAUAGAUGACGAUUAUAUGCCUCGGGAAAUUGACCGGCUACCAGGUGACAAAAACACAGCCAUUGUCAUCACCUUUGGCCAGCACUUCAGACCCUUCCCCAUUGACAUCUUCCUUCGUAGGGCCCUCAGUGUCCGAAAGGCUAUUGAACGACUAUUCCUAAGAAGCCCGGCUACAAAAGUGAUCAUUAAGACAGAAAACAUCAGGGAGAUGCACUUAGACACAGAGAGGUUUGGAGACUUCCAUGGUUAUAUUCAAUAUCUCAUCAUGAAGGACAUUUUCAAAGAUCUCAACGUGGGUGUCAUUGAUGCCUGGGACAUGACUAUUGCAUAUGGCACCAAUACGAUCCACCCACCUGAUCAUGUGAUUGGAAGUCAAAUUAAUAUGUUCUUAAACUACAUUUGCUAAAGCGUGAAUACUAUACAAAAUCACUGGGAAUGGAUCUCUGCAAAUAAUCCCACAUACAUUUUCAAGUAAGUUUUAUUCAUUUUUAGAAACUAAGAGAAUCAAAUUUAAAAGAGUCUGUGUUGGCAGUGAGGACACUUAAGGACAAUGAAAACUAACAUGGGGGUGCAAAGCCAAGAGAAUCAGACAUGAAGAAUGAUCAUACCAUGUCUGG